UUCUCUCUCUCUCUCUCUCUCUCUUUCCAUAACGCUAGAAGAGAGGAAUCCUAGCAACGUCCACGCACGCGACGGAAGACGAUGGACUUCACCUUGUUCUGCGUCGCGCUGCUACUUCUUGCCUCAGCGUCCACCGUCGACUCCUACCAGCCGUCGGACCGUGCAGCCCUCCUCGCCUUCAGAGCCGCCCUCCAUGAGCCCUACUUGGGCAUCUUCGACUCCUGGACUGGCGCUGACUGCUGCCGCAACUGGUAUGGCGUCAGCUGCGAUGCCGAGACCCGCAGGGUUGCCGACAUCAACCUCCGCGGCGAGUCGGAGGACCCAAUCUUCGAGCGGGCAAAGCGGCCUGGCUACAUGACAGGCACCAUCUCCCCGGCGAUAUGCAGGCUCAAGGGCCUCACCAGCCUCACGGUUGCGGACUGGAAGGGCAUCACUGGCGAGAUCCCAAGCUGCAUCACCACGAUUCCCUUCCUCCGGGUCCUUGACUUGAUAGGGAACCGCCUCUCCGGCGAGAUCCCGGCGAACAUCGGGAAGCUCCACCGACUAACGGUGCUCAACGUCGCGGACAACCUUAUCACGGGUGAGAUCCCACGGUCAUUGACAAAUCUCUCGAGCUUGAUGCACUUGGACAUGAGGAACAACCGGAUUUCGGGUCCAUUGCCCCAGGAUUUCGGGAAGCUGAGGAUGUUGAGCCGGGCUUUGCUAAGCGGGAACCAGAUCACCGGGUCCGUACCCGACUCGGUUUCAGAUAUAUACCGGUUGGCGGACUUGGACCUUUCUUAUAACCAUCUAUCAGGUCCGAUCCCAGCUUCUCUCGGCAAGAUGGCGGUCCUCGCCACGCUGAACCUCGACUCGAACAAGAUCUCGGGCCCAAUCCCCCAAACUCUGAUCAACUCCGCGGUGAGCAACCUAAAUCUCAGCAGGAACGCGCUCCAAGGCACGAUCCCGGACGUCUUCGGGCCGAGGUCCUACUUCACCACGCUCGACCUGUCGUACAACGGCCUCCACGGCCCGAUCCCGAGGUCCUUAUCAUCCGCGUCGUUCAUCGGGCACAUGGACUUGAGCCACAACCACUUAUGCGGGCGGAUCCCAGGCGGGCCGCCGUUCGACCACCUCGAAGCCUCGUCGUUCAAGUACAACGACUGCCUCUGCGGGAAGCCCCUCAAAGCCUGUUAAGCCCGAUCGAGGUCCCGGAGCUCCAGAUCUAUACUCGACCCGAAUAUUACCGAAAUUUGUACGUGCGCACCUGUUGAUGUGAGGAUAAAGUCGUGUGGUGGUUUACUUAGGUAUAUGUCGCAUAAGAUAACGAUGAUUGAUAAUAUUACGGCGGGGAUCUGAUUUC
Rhodamnia argentea is the source of this 1342-nucleotide messenger RNA. RefSeq names its product DNA damage-repair/toleration protein DRT100-like. Lineage: Eukaryota; Viridiplantae; Streptophyta; Magnoliopsida; Myrtales; Myrtaceae. The coding region runs from base 82 to 1176 and encodes 364 amino acids. The record is from RefSeq and is a predicted model, not a curated record. The transcript has 2 exons. Gene Ontology annotation, molecular function: protein binding.